This is a messenger RNA of Leptomonas pyrrhocoris, 941 nucleotides long. RefSeq lists its product as hypothetical. The transcript has a single exon. NCBI's taxonomy places the organism in Eukaryota, Euglenozoa, Kinetoplastea, Trypanosomatida, Trypanosomatidae. Bases 138 to 941 code for a protein of 267 amino acids. The record is from RefSeq and is a predicted model, not a curated record.
GGCUAGGCUUAGGAGUGCUCUUCGCUGCUCAGGGCGUUCGUCGGUGAACAAGCGCAACACUAUCAAAAAGGUAAUACACGUCUAGUCUAAUUCUAACAUCAGCUGCUGGAUCUCUAUAACAAGUAGAUCGGUGAAUAAUGUCGGUGCUCACCUCCGUUGAGAUUUCGCCUGCUUCCAUUGCGGCUGAGAAGGCAAAGCUCACCGCAACGCAUCAACGCCUGGAGAGCUUGACGGCGCAGCUCACACAGUUGCAAGAGGAAGUAAAAAAGGUGCGCGAUGAGGAGAGGAAUCUGUCAGCUAGUGUGCGUUGGCGCGAGCUGAUGGCGGCUGUGAACGAGGACGACGCGGUAUACGGUAUCACGGAGCGUCUGACUGACGCCUUCACCGCUUUCCACGAGUCGCUGGUGGAGCCGGAGGGCUACAUGCAGAACCAACGUGAUGAGGCCCAGUCGGGAGAGAACAUCGUACAGUACAGUGACACGGACGACUACGCCGACUUCAGCGGGGUCGAGGCGGUGGUGGAGGAUGUACUGGCCGUAGCGAAGGAGUCUCUGGAGACGCACUCGGCCGAUCCGACCAUCCGGUCUAGCAACCGCAGCUCCCCCGCGGGCUCCCUCACGCACCGCGCCAAGUCAAAUCGAGCCUCGGCAGAGUCGGAGGAGGACUUUGUAUGGAACGCGGCCGCACGUCGGCAAGCGUUGUUGCAGCUGCUCGUGGUGUCCGUCCUCAUGGGCAAGGUGGAGCAGCACUGCCGUUUCGAUUCCAUCCGCGACCCGUCUGAUGCACCGCGCACCGACGCCGAGGAGCUGCGGGACGGCGUGGCGGCGGUCUGGCAGUGGCUCUUCUACGAGCAGCCGACGAUGCUGACGGCGGCGGAGAGAAAGGAGUGGAUGGACAUCGCCGGCACGUUUCUCGGUGAGGCGUACACGGCGACGCCGUAG